Molecule: messenger RNA, 771 nt
Organism: Penicillium argentinense
Lineage: Eukaryota; Fungi; Ascomycota; Eurotiomycetes; Eurotiales; Aspergillaceae
Exons: 5
Coding region: 1-771 (256 amino acids)
Source: RefSeq, a predicted model, not a curated record
AUGCCCUCUGGGCCUGUUCCAGCUGUCGGCGCCCCGGAGAUGCCGAAUGGCGAAAUCACCCGGCAUCGCAAACGGAGAUCCACCCAUUCCCCAGGCGGUUCCGAUCAGGUUGGUGUAAUCGACUGCUCCAAUCGCAAAGUCUGGGGAAUGCCCACCACACCACCAAUCACAUUUCCCAACCGCACAGUAAACCCGGCGGACGCAGCUUGGCACAUCCCUGGCAAAACAUUCGCCGCCGAUAUUAACCACGCCGCUGGUUCGACUGGGGUCCUGGAGAAUGGUCUAUGCCUGACCAUACUCGGUUGUCUGCACGCUCUACGCUUGACCCGAGGGAUCCGGUUCCUCGCUGCGAUCCACGCUGCACCCGCGCCAGUGCGAGUUGGAGUGUCAUUGGGCGAAUCGCCUGGCAGUCCCUGUUCUCGUAUUCAUCUCCUCUCGUGGACCCAGGCUUGCGGGGUCCCAUGCUCUCCACUCAUGUUGGAAGAUGACGCCCUUCCGCAAGGUGAGGUGAUCGGGAUCGUGAUUGGGGCCAUUGCACUGUUUUCGAUAAUCAGCGUCCUUCCGAUUUUGCUCGUGUGGCAUCGCAGAAGACGAAAUGCAGCGUCGACCACGCACAUAACCAACAAUAACCUCGCGCUCAACCCGUCAAUGGAGCAAGUCUCCGUCGAACGAUGGCUGGAGGAGCAAAAUGCCACCAGCGACGUUGAACUGUAUGCUCAUGACACGUGUUCCAUUCUCGGCGUCUGGGCAUUCGGGGUUCCGGCCUCCUAA